AAUGAGGCCGGGCCAGAUCAGGCCGGGGAAACCCGCCGGCCGCGCCGCUCCUCGCCUGCGGGCCGGGCCGCACGUCCACCGGCAGGAGGCGGAGGCAGGAGGCGGGACGGAGCCGCCCCGCCGCCGGCGCCGGCGCUUCGGAGCUGAGCUACCCGGCAGAGCCACACUCGCGCGCAGCCAUGCAGCCGCUUCUCGCCUUCCUCGUGCCUCUCCUCCUGGGCUGCGCAACUUGCGCGCAAGCGCCGGGCUCCGCCGAGCAGCGCUGCUUCUGCCAGGUGAGUGUCGCGCGCCCGCGCGCCCAUCCGCGCGCUCCCCACCCUCGGCUGCCGCCGGUCCCGGGGCGCGCCUGGUGCGUAAAAACGCAGCGCCACGGGGCUUGCUCCAGAGGAAAGGGAUCCGAUCCGGUUGGGGGUUCGGGUUGCGCUGUAAACAGCCGAGGGGGAGAACUGGUCCCGGAGCCCCCAUCCUCUGAAGGCACUCUGCACAUGCUCAGGGCACGAUGGCGGCCUGGAUUCAGGAGCUGAAUUGGUGAUGGGUUGGAGACGUUCGGGGGUCGCGUUUCCUUCUCCACGCGCCUCCCCUUGGAAAGGUUUUUUUUGCUUUUUGGCUGAGCUUCUCUCGUUAGUCUUUAGGAGACGCAAAUCACUGUUGAUCUCUUUCUCCUUAAUUACAUUAUUCAUUGAUGAUUUGCAUUGCUUAAUGAGACUUGCGGUGGCGGUUCAGCUCCUCCUCGGCAUGUCCUCAGUCCCAAAGGCGCUGCUCCUUACACCAGCUGCUAAUUGCGCCUGCCUUCUUUCAAUAAGAGCAGGGAACUCCCAGGGCGCAACCUGCCCAUAACUGGCAGUGCGAUCCUAAACAUACUCAGCGGUAAAUCCCGAAGAGCUAUCUUUUCAGGAAGCGCGCCCGGGGUGGCAGAGCCUUGGUGCCUUUGGGAAGAAGGAAGGGGUGAAGAAAGGCAAGAACUGGGGUUACGCCCUGCCUUGGGAAGUGUUGCCGUUGGCUAUAGAAGCUGAGACCCCUAAAAGUGUAGAAGUAGUAGUAGUAAUAAUAAUAAUAAUAAUAAAUUUAUGUAUAUGCCACCCAUCUGACUGUGUUGCUCCAGCCACUCUGGGCAGCUCCUAACAAAAAUUAGUAAACACACAAUGCAACAUCAAACACCAAAAACUUCCCUAGGUAGGUUGUGGUGGGUGCUCUGGAUAUGCCCAGAGGCACUCUCUUCUUCAGGGGUCACAACCUUUUUCAGCCGUGGGCUGGUCCACCGUCCCUCAGACCAUGUGGUGGGCCGGAGUAUACAGUGGUACCUCGGGUUACAGACGCUUCAGGUUACAGACUCCGCUAACCCAGAAAUAGUGCCUCCGGUUAAGAACUUUGCUUCAGGAUGAGAACAGAAAUCGUGCUCCAGCGGCGUGGCAGCAGCAGGAGACCCCAUUAGCUAAAGUGGUGCGUCAGGUUAAGAACAGUUUCAGGUUAAGAACGGACCUCAGGAAUGAGUUAAGUACUUAACCUGAAGUACCACUGUAUUUUGAAAAAAAAUAUGAACAAAUUCCUAUGCCCCACAUAUAACCCAGAGAUGCAUUUUAAAUAAAAGCACACAUUCUACUCAUGUAAAAACACCAGGCAGGCCCCACAAAUAACCCAGAUACGCAUUUUAAAUAAAAGCACACAAUCUACUCAUGUAAAAACACGCUGAUUCCCGGACCAUCUGCAGGCCGGAUUGAGAAGGCGAUUGGGCCGCAUCCGGCCCCUGGGCCUUAGGUUCCCUACCCCUGCUCUUCAUUGUUACUUUGUACAUUCCAAGCCCUACUUCAGGUCAUGCCCUGUUCAGCCCUCAUCCUGCCCCAGACAUCACCUGCAGCACUCACUUUAAUGGAACAGAGCCAGACUGUCUUAUGGCAACCCUGUUAUUUCAGACAAUCUACCGGUACUUCCUAGUGGAUCAGGCUUCAAACUGCUUGCUCAGUCUUUGACUGAGCAGGGGAUCCAGACCUAGUAUGGCAGCUUUCCCCAACCUCGUGCCCUUUUGUUGCUUUGGGCAUCCCUAACUCACCGGCUUAGGGAAGGCUGGGAUAGAUUCCUGUCUCAGUUUUCUAAUAUUUUGCCUAUGUGCCUUUUGCAAAAUGAAAUCGGAUGCAUAAGGUGGUAUCCAACAAAGUAAUACUGUCAGUGCGAGGACUUUCGGCUGUGGAGCAGAGCUUUCCGUCCUUUCUCUGUGCACCCCUUAAAUUUGUUUUGGGGGUUCCCCUGAAAACCUCUGGAGCAGGCUUUGGAGAGGAUGCAAGGGAACAGUUCUGUGGUGCAAUUAGAAAUCUUGCACUAACAGGACUGCUUCACUGGAUGCCGCCCAUAGAGUUGUAGUCUUGUAAACAGACAGUCGUUGCCCCAAAUCCUCCUGGUUUGACUCUGAUCUACUGUCCAGCUUUUCUUGAAUUAACAAUGCUUGCCAUUUUAGCCGUAACAGUAAUUUCUCCGUAUUUUCUCCAUGGCCUUCUCCUCCAUCUGUUUGCUGAGUUCUUUUUAUAGGGGGUGACUAAGACUAAUAAGUUAUUCCUCUGUCACUUGCAAUGCUUUUUCUGUGUGUGUGUGUGUGUGUGUGUGUGUGUGGAUGCCUGGAGUUCGUUAAUAUGUUCUUUUGAACUCUCUUAAUGUGCAAAUGACAGAGUGGUGGAGAAGGAAAUGCGGAAGGUGUAAACAGAGGUGGCGUAGUGUGUGAGCAAUUACGCCAGCCGUUCUGAAAUGUGUCCUUUCCUGGGUGGUAGACAAUACUAGACUGCGCUGCCUGGUGGAAAACCCCUCCCUGUGGGCUGUAUUUACCCAGGAGAAAUCUCCCUCGUAAAUGUAUUUACUCUUGAGAAGUUGCCCCUAAGUUGCCAUUGAGCUGGUGGAUUUAUUUACCCUUUACCCAAAAGAUCCCACCCAGGCUGGGUUGCAUAGAUCAUAAAAUCACAUUGAUCAUAAAAAAAACACCUGCAAGAACAUUCUGCAUGUGAUUGCCAUGAAACGAGAGCAAAAAUAAUGGAGUGGCCAAACAGAGACAGCAACAAGUCUGGAAGUCAGUUGCUGGUAGCCACGGGAAGGGAGAGGGGUCUUGUGUUCGAAUCCUGAUUGCAGGUUUCCCAGAAGUGGCAUCUGGUUGGCCAGUGUGAGAAAAGGUUGCGAAAAAGUGUGCAUCCUCAUCAACUGCUAGAAAGAGAUUGACACGGGUUCAAGACAGGGCAGGUCUUUCCAAAGCUAGGGUCCUGCUGUUGCACUUGGCCAUUGGGGGUUGCCCUCAGCUGCGGGUUGGAAAGUAAAGGUAAAGGGACCCCUGACCAUUAGGUCCAGUCGUGGCCGACUCUGGAGUUGCGGCGCUCAUCUCACUUUACUGGCCGAGGGAGCCGGCGUACAGCUUCCAGGUCAUGUGGCCAGCAUGACUUAGCCGCUUCUGGCGAACCAGAGCAGCGCACGGAAACGCCGUUUACCUUCCCGCCGGAGUGGUACCUAUUUAUCUACUUGCACUCUGACGUGCUUUUGAACUGCUAGGUCGCCAGGAGCAGGGACCGAGCGAUGGGAGCUCACCCUGUCGCGGGGAUUCGAACCGCCAACCUUCUGGGUGGGAACGCCCCCCCUAAAGAUCCCGAGGCAAAGGCAAAACCGACAUGGGAGAAACACCUGCCAAAUAUUUGGGUCCUUGGUUGUUAUAGAGCAGAGCUUUCCAGACGUUUCACGUUUUUAGACCCACGUCAUUUCGCGACACAGUAAUUCAGUUUUACUAGCUAACUGGAGAUUAAACUAACCUCUAUCCAGCCCCAGGAGGAGUGCAGGGAGCAUUCAUUCGACACACCUACACACUCCAGCUGACACACAAAUGUGUCGCUUUCCACCAUUUGGAACGCUCUGCUUUAGGGCAUCUUGAACGGGGCCGGAUUUAGGUUUGAUGAGGUCCUAAGCCAACCACGGCCCUCCAGAUGUUUUGAGACCAAUUCCCAUCAUCCCUGACAACUGGUCCUGCUAGCUAGGGAUCAUGGGAGUCGUAGGCCAAAAAUCUGGAGGGCCAAGGUUGCCUAUGCCUGCCCUAAGCAACUGAAGGUAAUGGGGUCCUUUAUAUGUCCAGCUGUCCUUUGUCAACAAGAAAUUGUCGCUGUUUUUUGUGUUGAAUAUAUGCUGUAAGUAAUUUAUGGACCUAAUAGGUAUCUGUAGCCAUUUGCACAUAACAAAAUGUGUGAUAUUUGAGGGAGCAGGCUAGCAGGUGUGGCCCAUGACACAUCAUAGGAGCCUACACAACACAAACACUGUUGCUGUAUGUAGGUUUUAUUUUAUUUUUAUCCUAUAUUUUGGAAAUGUACAGUGGUACCUCUGGAUACCAAACUGCGGGAGGCAGUGGAAGACAGGAGUGCCUGGCGUGCUCUGGGGUCACGAAGAGUUGGACACGACUAACGACUAAACAACAACAACAACCUCUGGAUACAAACGGGAUCCAUUCCGGAGCCCUGUUCGCAUCCUGAAGUAAACAUAACAUGCGCCUGCGCAUGCGCAGGUUGCGUUUCACAGAUUUCGCACAUGCACGUGAUGUCAUUUUGAGGGUCAGUGCAUGCGUGAGCGGCGGAACCCGAAAGUAACGUGCUCCGUUACUUCCAGGUCGCCACGGAGCACAACCCGAAAAUACUUAACUUGAAUCUACUUCAACCCGAGGUAUGACUGUACAUCCAGGUUUUUCCCCCCUUUAAAUUUGUUUUGGGGGCCCCCUAAGCUAUAGCUUUAAAGGGACGUGGGUGGCGCUGUGGGUUAAACCACAGAGCCUAGGAUUUGCUGAUCAGAAGGUCGGCAGUUCAAAUCCCCGCGACUGGGUGAGCUCCUGUUUCUCUGUCCCUGCUCCUGCCCACCUAGCAGUUCGAAAGCACGUCAAAGUGCACGUAGAUCAAUAGGUAUCACUCCGGCGGGAAGGUAAAUGCCGUUUCCUUGCGCUGCUCUGGUUCGCCAGAAGCGGCUUGGUCAUUCUGGCCACAUGACCCGGAAGCUGUACGCCGGCUCCCUUGGCCAAUAAAGCGAGAUGAGUGCUGCAACCCCAGAGUCGGUCACGACUGGUCUCAAUGAUCAGGGGUCCCUUUACCCUUAAGCUAUAGCUUGUUUAGCUUAUACGCAAAUCCAUAGCUGUCAACUUUCAGAUUUGAAAGUAAGGGAUCAGCAGCCUCACCUGUCCCGGGGACAGUCUACAGGAUAUCUAACAAUCCGGGAUAGCAGCGGGAAAUGGCACUGGAAUAAGGGAAUUUCCCGCAAAAAAAAGGGAAGGUUGACAGCUAUGCACAAAUCCGGCACUGAUCUUGAACAGGAAGCAUGUCAGGUUUUGCAUCUCUCUGGCGUUUGGAAACUUCCUCUUUGACCUGUGUGCUGCAAAGCCGCUUCCGAGAUUUCCUGGGCUGGAUGCAAGUGAUCUCCCAAGGUGUGAUUCUUGCAUUUCAUGGGGUUGUGCUAGCUGAUCCUCUGUGAUUCCAUGAAUGUGGGCAACUGGGAGGCCCACAGGUGGGAUAUAUACCCUGACCCCCCACCCCCCAGUAGGGCCCAAUGAAAAGUCCUGAAAUGGGGCGUUCCAAGGGCAGGGGUGGGACUGAGCUAGCCUGGGAUCUGGUGGAUCCCAAACCGGUCUCGCAGUCAUCCUGAGAGCAGGACCUCCACCUUCUGUUGCAGCUGCCAUGCUCCAUAAAGCCGCUCCAACACGAUGGGGAGUUAGGAUUGUGCCAAAGCUUCUGUUAUUUCACCGCUGGGAGCAACUUGCAAUUGUAGAAGCUGAUAGAGGAGGACGGGAUUCCAUUUCCUUAAAUUGCAACUUGACUUCCUUUCAUAUUUCAGAAAGAAUUCUAUAUUGAGGUUUUAGGCAGGCCUGGUUUUCAGUCGCUGCUUGUCUGAGUGACAAACCUUGCAAGGUUGUUGUGAGAAUAUAGUGUACGCCUUGGGAGAGGGAGAAGUAAAAACACACCGGCGUUAAAAACUCCUUCGGGAGGAAGGGCAGGAUAUAAAUUCAAUAAAUGAAUAAUAAUAAAAUAAUACAAAAUAGACGCCAAAAACAUUUAAAAAAUAAAAACACACGCAUAUUUCGUUGGUGGCGAGUGAUUAAAAAUAAUAAAUUCUUUAUUUAGUUGAUCGGUCUGGUGAAUUAGAAUCUAAAGAUCGCUUUGCUUGGUCAGAGCUAGGUAUGCCCAGUGUCCUUUUUCUGUCAGGUGACAGCUAAAUUUCUCCAGUUGGCCAUGAUGAAAAUGCGUCCUGUGUUUUCUGCUCAGCAUCUGACUCCAACAUCUGUAGGUACACUGGCACUGACCAUGGAGGCUCAAUUUAGUUGGGGGUGGGGGCCUAACAGACCUUGCUUUUUGACUCAUCCUUUCAUUUGAACAUCACACCCAAGCUAUUGUGCUGUUGCCACAUCUCCAGGGAGUGCAUUCUGCAAGUUAAUUAUGUGUUGUGUGUCUGUGCAAAAGUGCCUUGCUGCCAGCCGGUGUGUCUGCUGGGUGACUCAUUUGCAAGGCUGGGAGGGGAGGAGAGCAGAUUCCUUCUCUCCUGGAGAGAAAGAGAAUGUGUGUAUGUAUCUUAGAGGUAUAGAGGGGAUACACCAGGGGUCAGCAAACUUUUUCAUCAGGGGGCCUGUCCACUGUUCCUCAGACCUUGUGAGGAGCCGGACUAUAUUUUGGAAAAAAAUAAAUGAACAAAUUCCCAUGCCCCACAAAUAACCCAGAGAUGUAUUUUAAAUAAAAGCACACAAUCUUUUACAGUCAUACCUCGGGUUACAGCCGCUUCAGGUUGUGUUUUUUCGGGUUGCAGACUGCCGAAACCCGGAAGCACCGGAAUGGGUUACUUCCGGGUUUCGGCGGUCACGCAUGCGCAGAAGCACCGAAUCGCAACCCGUGCCUGCGCAGACACGGGUUGCGAACGCUGUGGGUUGCGAACGUGCAUCCCGCACUGAUUACGUUCGCAACCUGAGCAUCCACUGUAUUUAAAAUAAAAUGUUAAAACACCAGGCAGGCCCAACAAACGACCCAGAGAUGCAUUUUAAAUAAAAGGGCAUAUUCUACUCAUGUGAAAACACACUAAUUCCCGGACCAUCCGCGGAUGGAUCCGGCCCCCGGGCCUUAAGUUUGCCUACCCAUGGAAUACACACCUUCUCUGUCUUCAAUGAGAUUGGAAAAGCCAUGCAUUUGAAAAACCCAGCCAGCUAAACCGGCCACCUGGAACACAACAGGUGAACAGGUGCCGGAUUGCAGGCUGUGUCAACAACAGUCCUGGCCUAAAGUUGCCCAGUUGGCAACGCUUUGCAUUUGACUAGGAAGUACAAGGAGAGGUUGAAUAAGAAGCAGGCUGGGAUUUGCAUCUCUCUGGUGUUUGGCAACUUCCUUCCUGCCUACGUGCUGCCAGGCCACCUCUGAAGUUUCCUUUGCUGGAAGCAACUGCGCUCAUAAAAGCUUCUCGAAUUCAGUUUCUCCAGGGGGUGUUGCAUCACGUUUGGGAUCUCAUGCCAACAAUGGCAGGGCAGAAAAAGUGACCUGAAAGCUUUUUCUUUGAAUGGCAAGGCUCCAGAGAGGGACAAUUUCCUGCAUGCAUUGAAGCCUUUAUUAUUAUUAUUAUUAUUAUUAUUAUUAUUAUUAUUAUUAUUAUUGCUGCUGCUGCAAUUUCAGGCUGAGCUGAAUCAUAAAUAUAGUCUGCAUUUGAGGGUUUGGUGUACUCCUGUAACCUGUACAGUGGUACCUCAGGUUAAGUACUUAAUUCGUUCCGGAGGUCUGUUCUUAACCUGAAACUGUUCUUAACCUGAAGCACCACUUUAGCUAAUGGGGCCUCCCGCUGCUGUCACGCCACCAGAGCCCGAUUUCUGUUCUUAUCCUGAAGCAAAGUUCUUAACCUGAAGCACUAUUUCUGGGUUAGCGGAGUGUGUAACCUGAAGCGCAUGUAACCUGAAGUGUAUGUAAUCCGAGGUACCACUGUAGUAGUACCAAUGUUAUAUUAAAAAAUAAUUAUCUAAAGACUUUGCAGGAUAGAUAGGACACUUCCAUCACAUAUGAUAUGAUACGAUAAUCUUUAUUGUCAUUGUCCCAUACAGAACAACGAAGUUGAAAAAAAUCUACAUCAGACAUUCAAAAACCAACAAGCCUGCUAUCCCAGCCUGGUUAGCCCCCUAAAAACUCUGAUACCCCAUAAAUAAAUACAAUAUACUCCCAUAGAGACUACCUCACACUGCAUUUAAAACCAAAAUUGCAUUGGAUAGAAACUGUUUCUCAGGCGGCUAGUCCUAGUCUUUAUAACCCUGUAGGUCCUUGUACUGCCACAUAAGGUACUUUCUAAAAUUAUGUCGUAGUGAAGCUAAAUAUAAAGCUUAAAGUGUGGGGGAAUCAGGUGAGGCAGGGUGAUAUUUUUUUUGGGGGGGCAGGGGGAAGUAGCCAGAGUUGAGCCCCUCUGCCACUCAAAAUCGCAGCCUCUUGAUGAUGCUUUUAAAAGGUAAAGGGACCCCUGACCAUUAGGUCCAGUCGUGACCGACUCUGGGGUUGCGGCGCUCAUCUCGCUUUAUUGGCCGAGGGAGCCGGCAUACAGCUUCCGGGUCAUGUGGCCAGCAGAACUAAGCCGCUUCUGGCGAACCAGAGCAGCGCACGGAAAUGCCGUUUACCUUCCCGCCAGAGCGGUACCUAUUUAUCUACUUGCACUUUGACGUGCUUUCGAACUGCUAGGUUGGCAGGAGCAGGGACCGAGCAAUGGGAGUCACCCCGUCGCAGGGAUUCGAACCGCCCACCUUCUGAUCGGCAAGUCCUACGCUCUAUGGUUUAACCCACAGCGCCACCCACGUCCCGAUGAUGCUUUUACUUACUUUUUUUUAAAGUUGGGGUUUCAUUACACACACCUCUGUGUAACAUUUAAUUUACCCCGGUAGGUUUGUUUGAAAGGUGACCUGGAUCGAGUAUGUAAAGUACUUUCAUCAUUCCAGUACACAUAUAAAUGUUAAUUAUGUUGUUGUUUUUGUUAGACGUCCCCUAAUUAUUUCGCUGCUUUCCAGUCCUCAUUGCUUCUUAAUUUCUCCUCAGGUGACUGGCCAUUUGGACGACUGUACUUGCGACGUUGAGACUAUUGACAGCUACAACAACCGCAAGAUUUUCCCUAGCCUGCAGAAACUUUUGGAAAGCGAUUAUUUCAGAUAUUACGAGGUAAUGCUUAUACUUUUCUUUUUUUUAAUACCCCCCCCCCCCGCCCCAAUGCCUUGGCAAACCAUUUCUCAAAAGAAAAAACUGCGCUUGCCUCAUCGGAAUGCAUAUCGUAAAUCUAAAAGUUUUUUCAUCUUUUCCUGACAAGUUAAAAUCUCUUGCCUGGAACUAAAAAUCCCCUAGACCAACCGAAGCAUUUUCUGCCUUGAUCUCUGCAGGUUAACCUAAAGAAGCCUUGUCCUUUUUGGAGCGACGACAGUCACUGUGGAAUUAGAGACUGUGCUGUAAAGCCAUGCCCAUCGGUAAGUGCGAAACAUCGCAGAAUCACAGAAGGGACCACGAGGGGCAUCUAGUCCAACCCCCUGGCAUGCAGGAAUCUUUUGGCCUAAUGUGGGGCUCAAACUCAUGAAACCCUGAGAUUAAGAGUCUCAUGUUCUGCGCAGCUUGCAGACUUAUCUUUUUUUUUUUAAAAAAAAUGAUAUUUAUUAAAGUUUCAAAGAAUACAAAAACAUAAAAUAAAAAUACAAGAAAAUACAAAAUACAGAAAAAAAAAAUAAAGUUUUUAAGAUAUAACAAAAGAAAUAAAAAUAAAAGGAAACAUACAAAAUAGAAACAAUUAAAAACACAUCGUUAGUUUUCCAUAACAUAUCUUCCUUUCACUUAUUUCCCCGGACCUCCUCGUACCUCCCUUUUUUGUAUUCCAGUUCAGUUUGUUAGUUCAGCAAAUCCUUACCAUUAAGCUUUUACCCAUUUAUAAAACCUUUUUUCGUAUCUCUUAAAGCAUUGCAGCUGGAAACCACUUAGUUUCUAUCCAACAUCCUUCUAAAAUUCCUUAAUUUUACAAUAUUUAUGUAAAUAGUCUUUAAAUUUCUUCCAGUCUUCUUUCACCGUCUCUUCUCCCUGGUCUCGGAUUCUGCCAGUCAUUUCCGCCAAUUCCAUGUAGUCAAUCACCUUCAUCUGCCAUUCUUCCAGAGUGGGUAGAUCUUGUGUCUUCCAAUACUUUGCAAUGAGUAUUCUUGCUGCUGUUGUGGCAUACAUAAAAAAAUUUCUGUCCUUCUUUGGCACCAAUUGGCCGAUGAUGCCCAGGAGAAAGGCCUCUGGUUUCUUCAAGAAGGUAUAUUUAAAUACCUUUUUCAAUUCAUUUAUAUCAUCUCCCAGAAAGCCUUAACCUGUGCUCGCUUCGGCAGCACAUAUACUAAAAUUGGAACGAUACAGAGAAGAUUAGCAUGGCCCCUGCGCAGACUUAUCAUAUACAAUAAGAGAACAAGAAGAGCAUACGUUUAGAGAAGAUUGGAAAACGUUUAUUGACUACAUUGGGGGAAGGAAAUUGUGUACAGUGGUACCUCGGGUUACAUACGCUUCAGGUUACAGACUUCGCUAACCCAGAAAUAAUACCUUGGGUUAAGAACUUUGCUUCAGAAUGAGAACAGAAAUUGUACUUUGUCAGCGCGGUGGCAGCAGGAGGCCCCAUUAGCUAAAGUGGUGCUUCAGGUUAAGAAUAGCUUCGGGUUAAGAACGGACCUCCGGAACUAAUUAAGUACUUAACCUGAGGUACCACUGUACACUGGAAAACGUUGGCAGCAUUAAGAUAAAUUCAACAGUGCAAAUAAGUUUUGAUGGAUGUCAUAAUGGAAAAAAGAUUGGUAUAGCUUAUGUAAAAUAUGCAGGGAUUUGUUGUUGUUUAAUCAUUUAGUUGUGUCCGACUCUCCGUGACCCCAUGGACCAGAGCACGCCAGGCACUCCUGUCUUCCGCUGCCUCCCGCAGUUUGGUCAAACUCAUGCUGGUAGCCUUGAGAACACUGUCCCACCAUCUCGUCCUCUGGUGUCCCCUUCUCCUUGUGCCCUCCAUCUUUCCCAACAUCAGGGUCUUUUCCAGGGAGUCUUCUCUUCUCAUGAGGUGGCCAAAGUCUUGGAGCCUCAGCUUCAGGAUCUGUCCUUCCAGUGAGCACUCAGGGCUGAUUUCCUUCAGAAUGGAGAGGUUGGAUCUUCUUGCAGUCCAUGGGACUCUCAAGAGUCUCCUCCAGCACCAGAAUUCAAAAGCAUCCAUUCUUCGGCGACCAGCCUUCUUUAUGGUCCAGCUCUCACUUCCAUACAUCACUACUGGGAAAACCAUAGCUUUUACUAUAUGGACCUUUGUUGGCAAGGUGAUGUCUCUGCUUUUUAAGAUGCUGUCUAGGUUUGUCAUUGCUUUUCUCCCAAGAAGCAGGCGUCUUUUAAUUCCGUGGCUCCUGUCACCAUCUGCAAUGAUCAUGGAGCCCAAGAAAGUAAAAUCUCUCACUGCCUCCAUUUCUUCCCCUUCUAUUUGCCAGGAGGUGAUGGGCCCAGUGGCCAGGAUCUUCAUUUUUUUGAUGUUGAGCUUCAGACCAUAUUUUGUGCUCUCCUCUUUCACCCUCAUUAAAAGGUUCUUUAAUUCCUCCUCACUUUCUGCCAUCAAGGUUGUGUCAUCUGCAUAUCUGAGGCUGUUGAUAUUUCUUCCGGCAAUCUUAAUUCCGGCUUGGGAUUCAUCCAGCCCAGCCUUUUGCAUGCAGGGAUUUACAAUUUUCAAAAUGAAGAAGGGAAGUCACUGAUUUUUAAAGGAUGUUAAAAGGAGUAUUUUAAAUUGCUAAGCAGAAAAAUUAAUAAAAGACUUGAGGCAAGUGCCAAGCCCUAACACAGAACUGGCAUCUCUUCUUACAUUGUAUGACAUUCAUUUGGGCAGAUUCCUGUCUUGCGUUCGGAUUAGGGACUCCUUGCACUGCAAGCAGAUGCAAUCAGGUUUGUGAUUAGGGUUUCCUGCCAGGUUCUUGUCCCCAAACACAAGGUCUCGCUUGAGAGGAAGGAAGAGAUAUGUAUUUAAAGGCUGCUGAUGCCACAGGCUCAGUAGCAAGCAGAAGGCCUAGAAGUUGAGAUCUGCGAGGAGAGGAGCACGGCCAGAGAUUUGCAGCCGCCUUGAAUCUCCGGUAUCCAAGGACGCUGAAUGUUAGAAGAAUUGGGACAGAUAAGAGAAAGGACUUAUUCACCGCAGAGUUGAUCUGUGGAACUCCCUGCCACAAGAGGCAGCGAUACCCACCAGCUGAGAUGGUUUUAAAAGACUGGAUAAAUUCAUGGAGGAGAGGGCUGCUGAUGGCUGUUAGCGCCUUCUCUUUCCUCCUCCUCCUCCUCCUGCUCUUCAUCCAUCUGGGGCUGCCAAACCGUGCCAAAUCCUGGCAAGAGGGGACCGUGAUAGCAAACCGCAAGUGGCGAGGGCAGGUGGAAACAGAGCCAAGCAAGGCCAGGGAGAAACAAGGGAGAAGGAGCUGAAGGACAGGGGUGCAGUUGAAAUCCGUGCAUCGCACGGGGUUUGACUCUGGGGGUCCCUUCUAAUUCUACUAUUCUUUGAUUCUACGAAAUUUACAGAAUACCAAACAGGGAAAACCUGCACCAAAGCAGCCUAAUAAUAAUAAUAAUAAUAAUAAUAAUAAUAUAUUAUUUGUACCCCGCCCAUCUGGCUGGGCUUCUCCAGCCACUCUGGGCACCUUCCAACAAAGAUUAAAAAUACAUUAAAAUGUCACACAUUAAAAACUUCCGUAAACAGGGCUGCCUUCAGAUGUCUUCUAAAUGUCAGGUAGUUGUUUAUCUCUUUGACAUCUGAUGGGAGGGCGUUCCACAGAGCGGGCGCCACCACCGAGAAGGCCCUCUGCCUGGUUCCCUGUAGCUUUUCCUCUCGCAAUGAGGAAACCGCCAGAAGGCCCUCAGAGCUGGACCUCAGUGUCCGGGCAGAACGAUGGGGGUGGAGACGCUCCUUCAGGUAAACUGAGCCGAGGCCGUUUCUAAUGAUUGGAUCCAUUUAUAAUUAUUGGCUCCUUCUCCCUAGCAGUGCUGUGGUUCUGCGCCCUGGCUCUGGUACCCUGAACCUUUUACCCCGGGCAAAGGGCUCUUUAAUCCCUCCCUCCAUCCCUUGAGAGCUGGAACUGAGGCCCUGGCAGACCCCCUCCCUCCUGAGGAAUUUGGAGGCUUUCAGUUGGAGGCCUUUGCCAAAUUGCUCUUGGGGACAGGAGUAUCGCUAUGGCUAAUGAAUGCUGGUUCAGGGAUCUAUAUGAAUGCCUUGGCCCAGUAUACCUGAAGGAGUGUCUCCACCCUCAUUGUCCAGCCCAGACACUGAGGUCCAGCACCGAGCGCCUUCUGGCGGUUCCCUCACUGCGAGAAGUAAGGUUACAGGGAACCAGGCAGAGGGCCUUCUCGGUGGUGGCACCCGCCCUGUGGAACGCCCUCCCACUAGAUGUCAAAGAGAACAACAACUAUUUGACUUUUAGAAGACACCUGAAGGCAGCCCUGUUUAGGGAAGCUUUUAGUGUUUGAUAUUUUAUUCUGUUUUUCGUGUUCUGUUGGGAGCUGCCCAGAGUGGUUGGGGAAACCCAGCCAGAUUGGCGGGGUAUAAAUAAUAAUAAUAAUAAUAAUAAUAAUAAUAAUAAUAAUACAGUGGUACCUCGGGCUAAGAACUUAAUUUGUUCUGGAGAUCCUUUCUUAACCUGAAACUGUUCUUAACUUGAAGCACCACUUUAGCUAAUGGGGCCUCCCGCUGCCGCUGUGCCACUGGAGCACGAUUUCUGUUCUCAUCCUGAAGCAAAGUUCUUAACCUGAAGCACUAUUUCUGGGUUAGCAGUGUCUGUAACUUGAAGCGUCUGUAACGUGAUGUGUCUGUAACCCGAGGUACCACUGUAAUAAUAGGGGAAAUGGCUUGCAGUGAAAUGGGAUUUUAUUUUGCAACUUCUGUUUUCAGGAUGAAGUCCCUGGCAGAAUCAGGUCAGAGAGUCACAACAAGGUAAGUCCUGGGAGGGUCCCGGCCCAACGGAGCUACUGGACUGUGACCUAGUUCUGCCCUAUCCUGGGGGAAGAAUAAUAGAAUUGUAGAGUUGGAAGGGUCAUCUAGUGCAGUGCAGGAAUAGGCAGCUAUCCCUUACGGGGAUCGAACCUGCAACCUUGGCGUUAUCAGCACCACGCUCUAACCAAAUGAGCUACAAGCAGUUCAUAGCUCUGUUGGUAGAGCACCUGCUUUGCAUGUAGAAGGAUCUCAGUGCAGUCCCCAGCAUCUCCAGUUAGGGCCGGGACUGCCUGAAGCCCUGGAGAGCUGCUGCCAGCCAGUGUAGACAAUAUUGAGCUGGAAGGACCAAAGGCCUUGUCUCCGUAUAAGGCAGCUUCCUUUGUUCCUGGCUAUGGCAUUUCUUUUUGGAAAAGAAAUGAGGUGAGGUUUUUUGAGUCAUCAUGGCUGCCUAGCAAGCAUCAGUUGAAGGUUUGGCCGGAAGUAGUAAGCACACACAUACCUAUUUAUUUAAUGCCGAGAAUUUAUAUAUACCGUUCGGGAUGUGAGGUGAGAAUAAUCUCCGGAGAAUAUUCUCGAGAAUGAGAAUAUUCUCUGCUAGGAAAUUCUCCGGGGAAUAUUCUCCCCAAACUGUAAAUUCUAAUGUAAGAACCAGUUUUACAACCCACAUUUUAAAAACCUAGUAAUAAAUCAAGCUGUGAUAUUGCUAGUGUAAGUAAUGAAUAAUGAUUUUUUUUUAAUCCAGUUACAUUACUGGGCAUUGUGUCAUUCACCAUUGGCAGUUCUGAAAUGUGAGCUACAGAAAACAUUCUUUAUUUUAGUUUUAAAAAUGCUAUUCAUUUAAUUUGAUGAACAUUUGAAUGCGUAUAUAUUUCAACUAUAUGUAAAGUUGAUAGUAAAUAUACAGUUAGUGGCAGGCUUAGUGAUUAACGUGAGUCAUUCACAUUGAAUUUUCAAUUUCAAGUUUGGUGCCAAAAAACCCAAAGAAUGUGAAUUCACUUCAUUGCCCCAUUGAAUAAAAGUAUCUGUUCAGUUUUUGGUUGCCAUCGGAACAAGUUUACCCACGAAUAAACAUGUAUACCUGAAGGAGCGUCUCCACCCCCAUCGUUCUGCCCGGACGCUGAGGUCCAGCGCCGAGGGCCUUCUGGCGGUUCCCUCAUUGCGAGAAGCAAAGCUACAGGGAACCAGGCAGAGGGCCUUCUUGGUAGUGGCGCCCGCCCUGUGGAACGCCCUCCCAUCAGAUGUCAAAGCAAUAAAUAACUACCUGACAUUUAGAGGGCAUCUUAAGGCAGCCCUGUUCAGGGAAGCUUUUAAUCUGUGAUAUUUUACUGUAUUUUUGUUUCUAUGGAAGCCGCCCAGAGUGGCUGGGGAAACCCAGCCAGAUGGGCGGGGUACAAAUAAUAAAUUAUUAUUAUUAUUAUUAUUAUUAUUAUUAUUAUUAUUAUAGUAUAUGAACUAAUUAUAUCAUUUUCAAUGCAUUAAAAUUAUAUCAUUUUCAAUGCAUUAAAAUGAAUAUUCUCCUAUUUUAAAUGAAAAUUUUCUAAUAUUCUCAUUAAUUUAACAUUGCUAUAUACCAUCAGUGGUGUAGCGUGGGGUGCAGAAUGGUUAGGGGUGCAAAAGUUCAACAUCCAGUUGUGUCGCUGGGCUCUGUUCAAAACGGCUUCCCCGUGCGAACCAGUGACAUAACCAGACAAUUCAACAACUCUUCUUAUUUCUACAACUCCGAUCUCCUGGGUAACACGGAUGCCAUUAGGCAGUUGAAUGCGCAUGCGUACGCCGUCCAUUUCCCUCCCUCCAAACCCCAUUCCUCCGCGUGGCCCCGAACGCUGGCAACCCACGUUAUGCCACUGCCCACCAUUCUUGGAUUAGCUAUUUCCGGGGCGUUCACGCCCAUGAGAUUUCACCAAACGCACCCUCUCUUUCCCCCACAAAAGUUGCUGCACCAAAACAAUGGGAGAAUGACCUAGGCUAUGAGAUGAACCCCACUCAAUGGACAAGAAUGUGGUCUAAACCCCCCCUUUAAAUCCAUAUCAACGAUAAGAAAAGAACUCACUCUAAAACUCACCUACAGGUGGUACCUAACACCAAGAAAACUAGCGCUAAUAUGCCCAGGAACCUCACCAAAAUGCUGGAGAGGGUGCACCUCCACAGGCACAUACCUCCACAUGUGGUGGGAGUGUCCCAAAACCCAACUAUUCUGGACAACAACCAUACGAGAAAUAUGUAAAAUAACUAAGCAAGUAUUAGAAAUCACCCCAGAAUUGGCCUUGCCAAACAUCUUCAAAGAUAACAAUGCCCAUUUACACCACAAAGAACUCAUAACCCACCUACUUUCAGCAGCCAGAAACACCAUAACCAAACACUGGAGAGACCUGUCAGGAGUAAGCAUGGACCACUGGUACCAAAUAGUAUGGGAAACAGCCCUACUAGAAAAAUUAACCAAUAAACUGAAACUGACACGGGAACAAUAGAAGAAGACGCCUUCACCCCGGUAUGGCUCCCCUUUAUCACAUACACAGCCCAACAAGACAAUGACAAAAAUCCACCGACAGCAUACAAAUCAAUAUGGCUAACCUGAUCCAAACCCCCACCCCACCCCACUCACACACAAAAACAAAGAUCACCACAGCCAACCACAAAUGAACAACCACACCAUAGGGCAGCCCCAACCUCUCUCACCACCAAAGGAACACAAGUGAACAGCAGAGAACCUGCACAAGCAACACAGACACCAAACCCCACAUAUAUUAAGUAAAAUAGAAACAUCACCACCCGAUCCCACCUCCACCCAUCUUCGACCCCUCUCCCCCUUUUCUUCCUAACAUCUCAACAAAUGAAACUGAUUUGUAAAAACGUUACAUGGAAAAAAUACAAGAGAGAGACAUUACGCAUACUUUUGUAAAUCAAAAAAUCUUUAAUAAAAAUACAAAAAAAAAAAGAGAGAAGUCACCGCACCAGUUUGGCUAGCUCAUAUAGCUGCGACGUGGGUGGUCUGGAUAGGUGCAGAUGUGACUUCCUGGGUGGUCCGUGGGCUGGCUGGUAGCUUUCUUCUGCCUUGGUUGGGUUUGGUGACUCCUGGUGGCCUUCUCCACGGCAGUGGACUCUAAUCAGCUUGAAAGCAAACCUGUUGUUUUGCUUUGCAGUAUUCUGAAACCGCUGCCCACCUCGCUGAGGACUGCGAAGAAGCUGAGAGACUUGGAGCCGUUGAUGGAUCCCUGAGGUGCGAUGUCUUCAUCUCGAUAAACUGGGGCGGCCUGUGAGGCAGGGUAGCUGCUGGUGUUUAUUAAUCCCGAAAGCUGCAGAGACUUUCCUGCAAGCUCCCUUCUCACUGUUUUGAAUCCCACGGGCGCCUGAAUAAUAAUAAUAAUUAUAAUAAUAAUUUAUUAUUUAUACCCCGCCAUCUGGCUGGGCUUCCCCGGCCACUCUGGGCGGCUUCCAAAAGAAUAUUAAAAUACUAUAAUACAUGAAACAUUAAAAGCUUCCCGAAACAGGGCUGCCUUCAGAUGUCUUCUAAAAGCCUGGUAGUUGUUGUUGUCUUUGACAUCUGGUGGGAGGGUGUUCCACAGGGAAGGCGCCACUACCGAGAAGGCCCUCUGCCUGGUUCCCUGUAACCUCACUUCUUGCAGUGAGGGAACCGCCAGAAGGCCCUCAGUGCUGGACCUGAGUGUCCGGGUAGAACGAUGGGGGUGGAGACGCUCCUUCAGAUAUACUGGACCGAGGUCACUUAGGGCUUUAAAGGUCAGCACCAACACUUUGAAUUGUGCUCGGAAACGUACUCGGAAACGAAGAUCACAAAGGCGACAGGAAGCGUCCAAAUCACACCUGCAAGGCCACAUCUGCACCGCACACCUAAAUCACUGCGAUACCACUUUAUAAACAGUCAUGGCUCCCCCCAGAGAAUCCUGGGAGUUUGUGCUGGGAGUUGUUCGGAGACCCCCUUUAUUCCCCUCCCAGAGUGGUUUAAACCACCACCACCACCAUUUUUUAUUUGUAUGCCGCCUUUCCACAGUUAAAAAAAACAAUGCUCAAGGCGGCUUACAGCAUAACAAGAUUUACAUAAUUACAAUAAAUAAACCACAUCAGAAAAAUACACAACCAAAUGGGAAACAAUUUCCACAUAAAUCAAAAUUGUAUAGUUGGAAGGGACCACAGGGGUCACCUAUAAUGGUUAUUUUAUUAUGAUUAUUUUACUAUUAGGCUGUCUGUCAUCAUGUUUUUUUAUAAGGUUUUUCUGUAAUGUGUUUUUAAUGUUGUACACCCGCCCUGGGAACUUCUGGUACAGGGCAGUAUAUAAAUUGAAUGAUAAUGGUAAUAGUAAUUAUUGUUGUUGUUGUUACAGCCCUGUGCAAUGUAGGAAUAUUUCGCCUACUUGGGGCUCGAAUCUGUGCCCCUGAGAUUAAGAGUUUCAUCCUCUACCAAAUGAGUUAUUCCAAUUGUUUUUAAUAUUAUGUAAUAAUGCUAUAACCUGGGACAAAUGAAACAUCUAGUGACAAAUAUUUUCUUGCUUGAUUUGCAGUGAGGAAACGGCGAGGGCUGUGAUUCGAUGGACUCGGCACGAUGAUUCUGCAGACAGCUUUUGCGAAGUGGACGGUAUUGGCUGUUGUGGUUUAACAUGUUUCUGUCCCACCUUCCUCCCAAGUUGGGAUAUUUCCUGGGGGGUUUUUUGAACUCCUGCGCUUAACGCAGCUGGAAGAAUUUUAUUUUAAAAAACCCCAAUUCUUCUAGACUCGUGUCGCGUAAAUAGGGACAGCAGUGUUAUUCGUUUGUUUGUUGCCUUGUUGCUGUUGAUGUCAGCUUUUAAAAACCCUCGAAUUAAACCCGGCUGGUGGAGGCAGGGGGACGUAAAAAUUAAAAAGGAAGGCGUGUGGGGAGAGAGAGAGAGCAGGGCAAAGACGUAAAUAGAGCUCAUCAGUAUGCCACAUGCCCAGUCGUGUGGGGCAAACAAUAGCUGUUCUCAGGCAAUCGUUGUGCAGCUGUGGAACUCAUUGCCACAGGAGACAGCAAUGGCUAACAAGGGAAUUAGGCAGAUUCAUGGAGGAGGAAAGGGCUAUCAAUGGCUGUUGUUGUUUAGUUGUUUAGUCGUGUCCGACUAUUUGUGACCCCCUGGACCAGAGCACCCAGGCACUCCUGUCUUCCACUGCCUCCCGCAGUUUGGUCAAAUUCAUGCUGGUGGCUUCGAGAACACUGUCCCACCAUCUCAUUCUCUGUCGUCCCCUUCUCCUUGUGCCCUCCAUCUUUCCCAGCAUCAGGGUCUUUUCCAGGGAGUCUUCACUUCUCAUGAGGUGGCCAAAGUAUUGGAGCCUCAGCUUCAGGAUCUGUCCUUCCAGUGAGCACUCAGGGCUGAUUUCCUUCAGAAUGGAUCGGUUGGAUCUUCUUGCGGUCCAUGGGACUCUCAAGAGUCUCCUCUAGCACCAGAAUUCAAAAGCAUCAAUUCUUCGGCGAACAGCCUUCUUGAUGGUCCAGCUCUCACUUCCAUACAUCACUACUGGGAAAACCACAGCUUUAACUAUACGGACCUUCGCUGAGGCAGCAUAGUGUAGUGGUUAAGAGCGGUAGACUCGUAAUCUGGUGAACCGGGUUCGAUUCCCUGCUCCUCCACAUGCAGCUGCUGGGUUACCUUGGGCUAGUAAAUCAAAAUAUCAAUGGCUACUAGCCAGAAUAACUCUGCUCUGAUUCCACAGUUGGAGGCAUUGAUGGAAACCACAGGAAGGGAGAGUUGCUCCUGUGCUCAAAUCCUGAUUGCAGGUUUCCCACAGGCAUUUGGUUGGCAGCUGCCAGUACAGGAUCCUGGACUAGAUAGGGCAUUGGCCAGAUUCAACAGGCUCUUCCUAUGUUCAUAAGAACAUAUGGAAUAACAUAUGAGAUUUGGGUGGUGCACAGCGACAAGAGUAUUGUUCGCCCAGGAGUGGAAGCAAGAAGAAAUUCCGACGAAAGAAGAAUGGCAGACGAAAGUAAUGGACUAUGCAGAAUUGGACAAGAUGACAGGAAGGAUUCGAAACCUCUGGUGGGACCAGAGAUUUGCAGAAGAUUGGAAGAAGUAUAUGAACUAUCUAAAGAGCAAUUGCAACCAACAAAUUACACUAGUAGGACUGCAAGAAGUUUUGUAAGGAGAAAUAUACGAAGUGUUACAAAGUAGAAAAAGAUAGAGAUAUUGGUUAUGAGUUUGAAAUGUAAUAGGGAAAUUAAGAAAUGCAUACUAAGAGAUUAGAUUGGGAAAUUUUCAGACAGGACUGAUGGAAGUCAAAAAAUUGAAUAAGAUGUAAAAGUAGGUUUAAUUAUUGUGGAAAAUGGUAUGUUAAAAAAACUAAUAAAAAUUAUAUAUAUAUAAAAAAGGAGAUUUGGGUGGUGCUGUGGUCUAAACCACUGAGCCUCUUGGGCUUGCCGAUCAGAAGGUUGGCGGUUCGAAUCCCUGAGACGGGGUGAGCUCCUGUUGCUCUAUCCCAGCUCCUGCCAGCCUAGCAGUUCGAAAGCAUACCAGUGCAAGGAGAUAAAUAGGUACCACUGCAGCAGGAAGGUAAAUGGCAUUUCCAUGCACUCUGGCACUCGUCACAGUCCUCUGUGCGCCAGUAGCGGUUAGUCCUGCUAGCCACAUGACCCGGAAAGCUGUCUGUGGACAAACGCCGGCUCCCUCAGCCUGAAAGCAAGAUGAGCGCCGCAACCCCAUAGUCGCCUUUGACUGGACUUAACCAUCCAGAGGUCCUUUACCUUUAGUUUUACCUAUGGAGUAUCCACAGCUUUACAGGGACGCGGGUGGCGCUGUGGGUUAAACCACAGAGCCUAGGACUUGCCGAUCAGAAGGUCGGCGGUUUGAAUCCCCGCGACGGGGUGAGCUCCCGUUGCUCGGUCCCUGCUCCUGCCAACCUAGCAGUUUGAAAGCACGUCAGAGUGCAAGUAGAUAAAUAGGAACCGCUACGGCAGGAAGGUAAACGGCAUUUCCGUGCGCCGCUCUGGUUCGCCAGAAGCGGCUUAGUCAUGCUGGCCACAUGACCUGGAAGCUGUACGCCGGCUUCCUCGGCCAAUAAAGCGAGAUGAGCGCCGCAACCCCAGAGUCGGUCACGACUGGACCUAAUGGUCAGGGGUCCCUUUACCUUUAUCCACAGCUUUACAGAGGUCAGUAUCCUGUCCCUUUCUUGCAGGCUGAAAUGCUACAGCUCUGCAACGGAGAUAUCGCAUGAGUCUUCUUGCUUGAGCUCUCAGACCAGGCAAUUUCAAAAGCAAGAAGGUUAUUGGUGGGAGAACACAUAGGAGCGAGGGAAGGAAGGAAAUAUGGGGACUGUUAUUUACUUGUGGCUUCCCCCAAAGACAACAUUUGAUACAACCAACACAGUCCAUAAUCCUUGAAAUGUUCCUAAAAUGGAGUCUAAACCUUGGGCUGGUCACACUUCUCUGAAGUCUCUCAGCCCCGCUCACCUCACAGAGUGUUUGUUGUGGGGGAGGAAGGGAAAGGAGAACACAACAUGAGAGUCAGCGUGGUGUAGUGGUUAAGAGAGGUGGACUCGUAAUCUGGUGAGUCGGGUUCGCUUCCCCGCUCCUCCACAUGCAGCUGCUGGGUGACCUUGGGCCAGUCACACUUCUCUGAAGUCUCUCAGCCUCACUCACCUCACAUAGUAUGUUUUUUUUGUGGGGGGGAGGAAGGGAAAGGAGAAUGUUAGCUGCUUUGAGACUCCUUCGGGUAGUGAUAAAGCGGGAUAUCAAAUCCAAACUCCUCCUCUUCUUCUGUCUUUCUGAUUAAAAUACGGAAAUGUCUUUUUUCUUAGAUAUCCAGUCUCCAGAAGCGGAGUACGUGGAUUUGCUUCUCAAUCCAGAAGGUUACACUGGCUACAAGGGACCUGAAGCCUGGAAAAUCUGGAACAGCAUCUAUGAAGAAAACUGUUUCAAGUAGGUUCCUUUUGAGUGGCUGGAUUCUGAGAUUUAUUAAAUUAAAAACACACACACAUCCUUUUACAGCCCAUGGUUUCCUGCCAUGGGGUUAUUUGCUUGUUUAUAAAAUGCUUAUCACCCAAUAAUAGAAAGCAUAACUUUUGCUAUCAAAAAAGUGCAUGUGCUCUGCAUGUUUUUAUUGGAAGCCUUGUCUAUUCAUAUGAAUGUGUAUAAGGUUAUAUCCAAUUGUAUAAAUAGUCUGUAAUUUUUUAUUCAAACAAACAAGUUCAAAGUAAUAGUAAAAACAGUCAUAAAAGCAGGAAGAAUAAAAUUACAAGAUAAUAAGAAGAAGAAGAAGAAGAAAAAGAAGAGGUUGCAUUUUAUUUGAAAUUGUAUUUAUAUCUGUAACAACUUUUGCUUGCUUUUAUAUAUGCAAUAGUUGUUUUAUAUUUUUAUUGUAUUUUGCGGUCGCUUCAAAAUGCCUCCUAGGAAGUGAUUUGUUAAUUAAUUAAUUACUAAUGGAUUGCAUUUGCAUUUGUAAUAGCAAUUAUAUUUUAAAACGUUUAAAAAUACAUUAUAAAUCAUAAAAAAGCUUAUCGCCUGCCUCUCAAAUCUGCUUUCUUAGAUGACCUUUAACAAAAAAAUUAACAUCCGUACGAGAAAUAAAAGCAAAAAACAAACUAAUCCUAAAGCAGCAGUAAAAGCAGCCAAAUUGCAAAAAGUUUACAGCACCCAAAGACCCAUAAAAUAAGGCCACGGCAAUCCUGACAUGCGCCCAUAAUUUUAAAUGUUUCAGUAGGAAAAUACAAAGAACUCGGUUUAAAAGCUUGAACAAAUAGGCUUUUGGCACCAGUGUAAAAUGCUGUGAUCAUGGCAGGCGAUAGGUUAAAUGGUUAAGGGGUGGGUGUCCCAACUCCCGGGGGCCACAGCCAAAAAGACCCUGCUGUUUGCUGCUGUUUGCCUUUCUUCCAUAGACUCAGGUGUUGAAUUAAGAUGUCGAAUGACUAUCUUGACAACUGGGCAAGAUUCACAGUGGGGACUACAACUCCCAUCACCCCCAGCCAGCGCAGCAAAGGCUGCCGCAAUAAGCAGACUCUUUGCAGGCACCUGGCUCGCAAUAAUAAUAAUAAUAAUAAUAAUAAUAAUAAUAAUAAUAAUAUAGUAUUUAUACCCCGCCCAUCUGGCUGAGUUUCCCCAGUCACUCUGGGCGGCUUCCAAUCAAAUGUUAAAAACAGUGCAGCAUUAAAUAUUAAAAACUUCUCUGAACAGGGCUGCCUUCAGAUGUCUUUUAAAGAUAGGAUAGCUGCUUAUUUCCUUCACAUCUGGUGGUAGGGCAUUCUACAGGGCGGGCGCCACUACCGAGAAGGCCCUCUGCCUGGUUCCCUGUAACCUCACUUCUCACAAUGAGGGAACCGCCAGAAGGCCCUUGGAGCUGGACCUCAGUGUCCGGGCAGAAUGAUGGGGGUGGAGACGCUCCUUCAGGUAUACUGGACCGAGGCCGUUUAGGGCUUUCAAGGUCAGCACCAACACUUUGAAUUGUGCUCAGAAACAUACUGGGAGCCAAUGCAGAUCUCUCAGAACCGGUGUUAUGUGGUCUCGGCGGCCGCUCCCAGUCACCAGUCUAGCUGCCGCAUUCUGGAUUAAUUGCAGUUUCCAGGUCACCUUCAAAGGUAGCCCCACGGAGAGCGCAUUGCAGUAGUCCAAAACAUGGGCUUUGUAAGUCUGCGUUCUGAAUUGCCUCUAGAAACGGACGAGUUUCCUGUGAAGUUCUUUUAAAGAGUUGGCAUGAUGUGUUCCCUAACACAUGAUGGAAGGAUUGUAUCUCAGCUGUGAAAUAUUGGAAUUGCGUACAGAUUACUUUUGCCUUCAGAGCUUGAGCCAAGGGUAGCCUAGGAUGGGGCCUUUUCGGUGGUGGCACCCUGUUGGUGGAAAGUCACCCAAGCAGAGAUGUUCCUUUAGCAGGCAACAGUCAGCACGACUUUAUUUCCCUGGCCUUUUUGGCAGAAUGUUUGCUCUCUCCCACAGUCGAUUGGCUUGUUUUAGUGAUGGCUUUUUAAUAGAGAUCGUUUCUUUUCUUUUUUUCCAAAUAAUAUUUAUUAUUUUCAGUAGAUAAACAUAGAAAAAAAAAGAUUAACAAUAAUAAAAACAAAGAAUAAAAGAAAAAAAGAAAAGAGAAAAAAGAUACAUACAGCAUAUUACCACUUAAUUAAUUAAAAUUAAGUACCAUCCAUCUUCAUAAACAUAGUAUUUGACUUCCUCGAAUCUCUUCCAUCCGAAUUUCUUAGUAAUUAUAUGUAGCAGUUUCCAAUAUCAGUGUUUCAAAAGACCAUAUCACAGUCCUAAUCAUAUUACCGUACAUAACUUUCUUUAUCGUACAUUUUCUUAUUUAUAAAUUUAAUUCCAGUUUAAUCCUAGGCCUAAUUGUUUCUUUCAAGUGGUUACAUAUCUUUAAUAUUACAAUAUUUAUUCAAAUAGUCUUUAAAUUUCUUCUAGUCUUCUUGGUGUUCCUCUUCUUUCUGGUCGCGGAUUCUCCCGGUGAGAUCAGCCAGCUCCAUAAACUCCAUCAUCUUCAUUAUUAGAGAUCGUUUCUGGGGGGGAAAUGUAUGUCACCUGGAAAUCUGAUGGAAUGGUGGAAUACAAAUGUCUUUUAAAAAAUUAAAGCACCCUUUUGAUUAAUUUUUUUAAAAAAUACUUCUUUGUCUCCUAGACCUCAGUCCGUAAAAAGGCCUUUAAAUCCCUUGGCUUCUGGAAGAGGUGAGUUCAUAUUUUGUUUUACACUGCCUGCUUGAUGGUGCUGUAAAAUCAGUUUUUAUAGAAAUACAGGUUUUUUUAAAAAAAUGGGGAAAGCAGCUGAUACAAAUGAGAGAAUGGUUAAAGAGCCUGAAGAUUUUGCCAGGUGUGCAGAAAGAUAGCGAGGAAUUCGGUUUGGAAUUAGCCGCAGAUUUCAGAAUCCCCAGGGUUUCAAUUUUCAUUGAACCAAAAAGCAGAGUUUCUAGUCCCUGUGGAUGCAAAUCUAGACUUGAAAAGUAUGCUGGCAAUGGCUGUGUAGUGGCUGCAUAAGAUUCCCCGUUAUGGUAGGAUACAGUCAAAUAAGAGAGGAAAUGCAAAUUUGUAUAAUAAUGCAGGACUGGGAUGCAGAAUUUUAAUACCUUAUAAAGCAGAAUACACUUAGUCCUCAUCUUAGGUGGUCAGCCAAAUAAUCUAGACAUGCAGGGGGAAGUUGUUGCUCCUUUUUGAAAGUGUAGUGUGAGUGGUAACAUUAUCUUUUUCUUAAAUUUGCAGCUGCAGGAGAAAAUGAAGGUGAGUCUCUCUCCAGCUGGGGCCACGAAGGACAAAUUUCACGGAGGACAGAAAGCCUAGUUCCUGCUGUCAAUUAAUUCCAUGUUCCAUAUUAUUUCAACAUAACUUUGAAAUAAACAACUUAUAUCAAGUAAAGUAAUAUUCAAUAAUCCAUUAGAAUACAAUAAAAAGGUAAAGGAGCCCUGACCGUUAAGUCCAGUCGCGGACGACUCUGGGGUUGCGUACUCAUCUUGCUUUACAGGCUGAGGGAGCCGGCGUUUGUCUGCAGACAGCUUUCCAGGUCAUGUGGCCAGCAGGACUAAGCCGCUUCUGGUGAACCAGAGCAGCGCACGGAAAUGCCGUUUACCUUCCCGCUAGAAAGCGGUCCCUAUUUACUUGCACUUUGACGUGCUUUCGAACUGCUAGGUUGGCUGGUACUGAGCAAUGGGAGCUCACUCCAUUGCAGGGAUUUGAACCACCAACCUUACGAUCUGUCCGCGAAUGGUCCGGGAACCAGCGUGUUUUUACAUGAGUAGAAUGUGUCCUUUUAUUUAAAAUGCAUCUCUGGGUUAUUUGUGGGGCAUAGGAAUUCGAUCAUUUUUUUCCUUUUCAAAAUAUAAUCCGGCCCCCCACAAGGUCUGAGGGACAGUGGACCGGCCCCCUGCUGAAAAAGUUUGCUGACCCCUGAUAUAUAAUGUCUGUGGCAGCAACUCUGUUCUGAAGCCUCCUAGGGCUGGAGAGCGAGGGGCGAGGCAGGUGGAAAAAGCCAUCGCCUGACGGCCAGCACAAAACCUCUCUCCCCGGCUCCCAUCGCUCUUGACCACUGGCCAUGCCAGCUGCGGCCGAUGGCAGUUGGACGCCAGCAGCAUCUAGAAGCACCAGGGAAGUUGGAAGUCAGGUUCAUAAUCUGGGGCCAAGGUUCCCUUCAGUCUGAAUCCUAGCAGGGCUGUUGUGUUUAGCCCAGCCUUUUCCAACUUGGAGUUGCGCUCGCUGUGGCUGAUGGGACUUGUAGUUAAUAAUAAUAAUAAUAAUAAUAAUUUGUUAUUUAUACCCCGCCCGUCUGGCCGGGCCUCCCCAGCCACCCUGGGCGACUUCCAACAAAAGAUUAAAAUACAGUAGUCCAUCAAACAUUAAAAGCUUCCCUAAAAAGGGCUGCCUUCAGAUGUCUUCUAAAAGUCUGGUAGUUGUUCUUCUCUUUGACAUCUGGUGGGAGGGCGUUCCACAGGGCGGGUGCCACUACCAAGAAGGCCCUCUGCCUGGUUCCCUGUAACUUGGCUUCUCGCAGUGAGGGAACUGCCAGAAGGCCUUCAGAGCUGGACCUCAGUGUCCGGGCAGAACGAUGGGGCUGGAGACGUUCCUUCAGGUAUACUGGACUGAGACCGUUUAGGGCUUUCAAGGUCAACACCAACACUUUGAAUUGUGCUCGGAAACGUACUGGGAGCCAGUGUAAAAUAUCUGGAAGAGGCAGAAGGUUGACAGAGGCCAAUUACAACCUCUGCUUUGCAUGCAACAAAUGUGAUUUUUUAAAACAUUCACCUUUCUCUCAUGGAAGAAUCCUCCUGACUAUUGUCUUGUUUCUGUAUUUCCAGGGAACAUGUUUUACAGCUGGCUGCAAGGUACCCACCUUUUCCUGUUUGCUUCGCUCUCGAUAACCAAGGCAAUAUUGUAUUAUUUAUUACAAUGCUGUUAUUAGUAGCACUAGCAUUAUUUUAACGUACAGUGGUGCCUCGCAAGACGAAAUUAAUCCGUUCCGCGAAUCUCUUCGUCUAGCGGUUUCGUCGUCUUGCGAAGCAACCCUAUUAGCGGCUUAGCGGCUUAGCGCUACUAGCGGUUUAGCUGCUAUUAAAGGCUUAGCGGCUUAGCUGCUAAAAGGCUAUUAGCGGCUUAGCGGCUUAGAAAAAGGGGGGGGAGCGGAAAAAAAUCUCAAGACUCGCAAGACAUUUUCGUCUUGCGAAGCAAGCCCAUAGGGAAAUUCGUCCUGCGAAGCAACUCAAAAACGGAAAACCCUUUCGUCUAGCGGGUUUUCCGUCUUGCGAGGCAUUCGUCUUGCGGGGCACCACUGUAUUACCUACCCUUCUUCCAAACUGCAGAUUGCAUCAGUUUAAAACACAGUAUAGAAACCUACGCUGCAUUUAUUCCAUUGCCCAAUUUUUAUACUCUCAGCUGCAGGUGUGCUCCCUUCCUUCCUUUUUCAAUAUCUCUGAAUAUUUCUUGCAGGUGUCUGUGUGGAGAAGAGGGCUUUCUACAGGCUCAUUUCGGGCCUCCAUGCCAGCAUUAACAUCCAUCUCAGCGCCAGGUACCUUUUGGAAGGUACUGCAUUCUAAUUCCUUUGGGGAGGCUAUUGUUUUUUUGCUUGUUUUGCUGUUACUUAUUUUGUGUGCAGGACCGUCCUGCAGCCAAUCGGAAGCUGCGCUGGACAUCCGGCUUCCGGAAAUCGUUCGAAAACUGGAACACUCACUUCCGGGUUUCGAUCGUUCAGGAGCCAAGGCGUUCGGCUUCCAAGGUACAGUGGUACCUCGGAAGUCGAACGGAAUCCGUUCCAGAAGUCCGUUCGACUUCCAAAAUGUUCAGAAACCAAGGUGCGACUUCCGAUUGGCUGCAGGAAGCUCCAAUCGGAAGCCGCGUCGGAUGUUUGGGUUUCAAAGAACAUUCGCAAACCGGAACACUCGGUUUGCGGCAUUCGGGAGCCAAAACAUUCGACUCACAAGGCCUUCGCGAACCAAGGUAUGACUGUAUAUAAAUUUAACUAAUAAUAAUACAGUCAUACCUCAGGUUACAGAUGCUUCAGGUUGUGUUUUUUCGGGUUGCGGGCUGCCGAAACCCGGAAGUACCAGAACAGGUUACUUCCGAGUCUCGGCAGUCGCGCAUGCGCAGAAGUGCUAAAUCGCACUUUGCGCAUGUGCAGAAGCGCUGAAUCACAACCAGCGCGUGUGCAGACGCAGGGUGCGAACGUGCAUCCCGCAUGGAUCACGUUUGCAACCCGAGCGUCCACUGUACAGUGGUACCUCGGUUUAAGGACAGUCCUGUUUGAGAGCAAUUCGGUUUACGAACUCCGCAAAACCAGAAGUAGUGUCCCGGUUUGCGAACUUACUUUGGUCUAAGAAGGGAAUCCAAACGGUGGAAGGGCACCAAGGCCUCAUUAGGGAAAGCGUGCCUCAGUUUAAGAACGGUUUCAGUUUAAGAACGGAUUUCCGGAAUGGAUUAAGUUUGUAAACUGAGGUACCACUGCAAUAGUAAUAGUAAUAAUAAUAAUAAUAAUAAUUUUUAUUUAUACCCCACCCUCCCCGGCCAGAGCCAGGCUCAGGGUGGCUAACACCAGUAAAAUUACAGUAAAAACAUAAUAGGGGGGGAAAACACAAUUUAAAAUACAGGUUAAAUGCAAUUUAAAUGCAGCCUUAUUUUAAAAGUAGCCCAUAGAUCAAAACCCUAAGGGGAGGGAAUGUUCCACAUACUUCCAAGAAGGCUGAGAGUCCUUUGACGCCUUUCCUUUUUCCUUUCCCCAAGACACGUGGGCAGCCGAGCGUUGGGGCCACAACAUCACGGAGUUCCAGCAGCGCUUUGAUGAGGUCCUGACUCAGGGCGAGGGUCCCAGGCGGCUCAAGAAUCUCUACUUCCUCUACCUGAUAGAGCUGCGGGCCCUCUCCAAAGCCCUCCCGUACUUCCAGCGCCCCGAUUUCCAGCUGUUCACGGGGGCCGAAAGCCAGGAUGAAGAAACCAAGAGCCGCCUGUUGGAAAUCCUGCAUUUGACCAAGUAAGUGGCUUUGGCUUGAGGUCUCGUGGGUGGGAGGGGUUGGGGGGUGUCUUGAGGAAGGGGGAGGUGGCAGCAAGCUCUUUUGCUUGCUUUUUUAUAAUAAUUUUUAUUAGUUUGCAAUUACAGUCCAAUAAUAGCCUCGUUAUAAAGGUAAAGGGACCCCGACCAUUAGGUCCAGUCGUGGCCGAUUCUGGGGUUGCGGCGCUCAUGUCGCUUUAUUGGCCGAGGGAGCCGGCAUACAGCUUCUGGGUCAUGUGGCCAGCAUGACUAAGCCGCUUCUGGCGAACCAGAGCAGCGCAUGGAAACACCGUUUACCUUCCCACCGGAGUGGUACCUAUUUAUCUACUUGCACUUUGUGCUUUCGAACUGCUAGGUUGGCAGGAGCAGGGACCGAGCAACGGGAGCUCACCCCGCCACGGGGAUUUGAACCGCCGACCUUCUGAUCGGCAAGUCCUAGGCUCUGUGGUUUAACCCACAGCACCACCCGCAUCCCUUUAGCCUCAUUAUAGCAAUGCCAUAUUACAAUACAAUUGCUAAUACCAAUCAUUCACAUACCAAACUAUAUAAUUUAGGUGCCCCCCACCCCACAAGCUAGAAUUGAGGGUUUGAUUAUAUUCUUUAUUUCUGCGUUCCAAAAUCUUAUCAAUUUUGAUUACACUCCAGUCGAGAAGACCAUCACUUAGACAACAACUGCAAUAUUAACAGCUUCCAUUCGUGUCGACACAUUAAAUGGCUUAUGAAACUACAAAUGAGGCACUCAAAACUAAAUCCUUCUUCUUCCUGUGUGUGGCACUUAUUCUGUCUGUGACAUUUCGUCCUGUCAAGCUAUUUUGCUUUAUGUGUGUGUUUUUCUCGGUGUGCAGAAUUUGAAUUACCUGGAUGUAGUGAUAGAUUUGAGGCUGGUGAGGACAUAUUGCCAUCUGUCUCAUACGUGAUGGGGCUUGCCCUCCCUCUGCUGCCAAAUCUGUUCCAGAGGGACUCCCAAUCCUCAAGAGCAGAUUUGGGGGUUGGUUGGUGGAAGGGGGCUGCAGGGGGAGGGAGAACAGGCUAGUAAGGGCUGACAUGGUAGAAGUUUAUAAAACUAUACAUGGCCUGGAGAAAUAUAAUAAUAAUAAUAAUAAUAAUAAUAAUAAUAAUAAUAAUAAUUAUUUAUUUGUACCCUGCCCAUCUGGCUGGGUUUCCCCAGCCACUCUGGGCGGCUUCCAACAAAAGAUCAAAAAUACAUUAAAAUGUCACACAUUAAAAACUUCCCUAAACAGGGCUGCCUUCAGAUGUCUUCUAAAUGUCAGGUAGUUGUUUAUCUCUUUGACAUCUGCUGGGAGGGCAUUCCACAGGGCGGACGCCACCACCGAGAAGGCCCUCUGCCUGGUUCACUGUAACUUGGCUUCUCGCAGGGAGGGAACCACCAGAAGGCCCUCGGCGCUGGACCUCAGUGUCCGGGCAGAACGAUGGGGGUGGAGACGCUUCUUCAGGUAUACUGGACCAAGGCCGUUUAGGGCUUUAAAGGUCAGCACCAACAUUUUGAAUUGUGUUUGGAAACGUACUGGGAGCCAAUGCAGAUCUCUCAGGACCGGUGUUAUGUGGUCCUGGUGGCCGCCCCCAGUCACCAGUCUAGCUGCCGCAUUCUAGAUUAAUUGCAGUUUCCGGGUCACCUUCAAAGGUAGCCCCACGUAGAGCGCAUUGCAGUAGUCCAAGCGGGAGAUAACCAGAGCAUGCACCACUCUGCCAAGACUGUCUGCGGGCAGGGAGGGUCUCAUCCUGCGUACCAGAUGGAACUGGUAAACAGCUGCCCUGGACACAGAACUGACCUGCCCCUCCACGGACAGCUGUGAGUCCAAAAUGACUCCCAGGCUGUGCACCUGGUCCUUCAGGGGCACAGUUGCCCCAUUCAGGAUCAGGGAGUCCUCCACACCAGCCCGCGGGCAGAGAAGUUUUUCUCCUCCUAACACUAGAACUGAACCUGAAUGCUGGAACAUUCAGGACAGAGGAAAGAAAAAUCCUUCACGCAGUGCUGAGUUAAACUGUGGAACUAACUCCCUCCCACUGGAAACAGUGAUGGCCACGAACUUGGAUGGCUUUAAAAGAGGACUGGGCAAAUUCCAGAGCAGGGGGCUAUUGAUGACUUCUAGCCAGGAUGGCUCUUUUCUGUCUCCCUGGUUGAUGGCAGCAAUGCUUCUGAACACCAGUUGCUGGAAACCCCAUUAGGGAUGAGAUGUUCUUGAGUUCGAAUCCUGCUUCCUAGCUUCCUACAGAUAUCCGCCUGGCCCCUGCGAGAAGACUAGAUGGGCCAUUGGCUUGACCCUGCAGGCUCCUUUUAUGUUUUUAAGCAACUAAACAGCACAGCAAAUAGAUAGGCUAACUUGCAGUUUUUUAAUGACUCCGAAGGUAUUGAUUUUAUACAGUGCUUUUUUUCUUUAAAAAUGUUUAGGGGAACUCUCAUUUCCUGCUCAUAUUGAAAUACUGACCCUCAAUGAGGCCAAACUUCGAUUCACAAAAUGUUUAGGGGUAUGCGUUCCCCCCAGAAAAAAAGCACUGGUUUUUUGUAAACGGCGUGCCAACGAAGGACUCCAAUUAUAAACGAUGUUUCGUUUCUGCUUUAGAUCGUUCCCUUUGCACUUCAACGAAAAUUCACUCUUUGCUGGGAGCCAAAAAGAAGCGGCUAAAUUGAAGGUAAGAUUCUGUCUCUGGUGGCAAACAAACAUUUUUUUUGGGGGGGGGGCAAAAUUUACUGUCUCUCUGCUGCAAUUAUGGCAAUGAUCGUUAUGUGAAGGUUGGGGGGGGAAUGGCUUCCUCCCCCAUUAUUUUCUGGAUCUUCAUAUGUAUAGGAGGUGACGUCUUCUACUCUGACUGCAGAAACUAGUGUGAUGUUACUGUAAGGUUACCAGAUUUUUUUUUCAAAGAAUCCAGGGACACUUUUUAAAAAAAAAAAAAAAAGAGAAAAAAACAUUUAUUUUAAAAAAGUUAAAAAAAAGAAAAAAAGAAGUAAUAUCUUCUCUUCUGUGGUCUCCUCUAUUGGGCUGCCUUCCUCUGGGUCCCAGCCUGCUCUCUUGGAGCACUAGCCGACGUGGAGUAGUCUCGGAUCGGGCCUGGGCUCGGCCACGUGUCCUUGCCCUCCCAGUGCUCUCCUACCUCUCCCCUCUUUUUUCUCCUUCCUCUUUCUCUCUCUUCCUUCUCCUCCUCUCCUCCUUCUCCCUGCGUCAGCUCCAGGGUUUUCCUGGCCCCGGAGCGCCGCUGGGCAGUUGGACGGGUGGCCAGGCGCUCUUGCUCCCAGUUCAAUUUGUGUCGUGGGGGGGCGUCAGCAGUUCCCCCAGUUGACACGCCGGGCGUUCCCAGUUCCCCUUGGCAGUGGCGGUGGUGGCAGCAGCAGUGGCAGCAGCCCGGAGCCAGCCUGGUAGCACAGUUGGCUCUGGCUGGCUUCAGGAGCUGCUCACUUCCGUGGUUGCAUUUUGCCUUGCUGGAAGUCUAAUAAUAAUAAUAAUAAUAAUUCAUUAUUUAUAUCCCACCCAUCUGGUGUGUCUUGUGCCAUUGAACCAAUCAUGCAACAUUCAUUCCCUACUAAUAAAUCUACAACACUUUAAAUAUAAAUCCGGGGACAUUAAAUGAAAUCCGGGGACAGAUUUAGACCGGGGACAGAUUUGUAAAUCCGGGGAUUGUCCCCGGGAAACGGGGACGUCUGGUAUGUUGCUGAAUAUUCCAUCGGCACCUGGGGGCGGCAGGGAGCCGUCGUUGACGAAAUGUUCCAUGUCCAACUUCUGUGAGGGAAGUGUAGCUGUCAGUUUGGCUGGGAGGAAAACAGCCCAGAGGCCACAGCAGGAGCUGUGUGGGAUGGGUGGAGGUCUGGAAAUUCCCAAAGGUGUGGAAUUCAAGGGGCAGGAAGUCUAGGGCAGGGGUGGGCAGCCUGCGGCCCGGGGGUGUCAGGGCAGAGGGAAAGAUGGGAGAAAGGGGUUGGCAGAGAGACAAAGAUUUUCAACUCUAUUCUCACUCCACUGCUCUCAAGUGGCCCCCUGAUGGACUGCUCCAAAGGAAUGUGGCCUUUGACGGAAAAUAAGGCCCCCACACCAGGUCUAGAGGCAGGUUAGUCAACGGAAAGGGGGGUGAGGUAAGCAAGGGAGGUGCCUAAAAUUUAAAGAAAAAAGAUAAUUCUUUCAGAUCUGGUUUGUAAAAUCACAGCAGUAGUUCGGACUGGGAAGUCCUAAAGGAGCAGAGAAGUGUGCUUGUAUGCGUUGAAUUCACACACGUUUAUACGAACCAAAUGCAACUGAGGGACUCCAAAAUGUAUUCUGCAUACGGCAGGGUUUUUAAUUGUCAGCAUGGGUUUUUAUUGUGAAAUCACUUAAGAUAUUUCAUGGGAAGUGAUUCAUGAAAGGAAUGAAUUAAUUAAUUAACAGAAGCUAAACAUCCCAACCUGGAGUUUCUUAGCAAUCGGGUUAAAGACAAACCAGUGGACUGCUUUCUAACGACAUUUUCUUCUCUCUUUCCCUCCUUGCCAAACCAGGAAGAAUUUAGACUCCAUUUUAGGAACAUUUCAAGGAUUAUGGACUGUGUUGGUUGCAUCAAAUGCCGUCUUUGGGGAAAGCUGCAAGUAAGUAACAGUCCCCAUCUUUCCUUCCUCCCCUCGCUCCUCACAAAGAUUUUUCAUUCCUUUGCACAUUUGCUGCAGGCUAAUGCACACAGGUGGGACGCAGGUGGCACUGUGGGUUAAACCACAGAGCCUAGGACUUGCCGAUCAGAAGGUUGGCGGUUUGAAUCCCCGCUACGGGGUGAGCUCCCGUUGCUCGGUCCCUGCUUCUGCCAACUUAGCAGUUUGAAAGCACGUCAAAGUGCAAGUAGAUCAAUAGGUACCACUCCAGCGGGAAGGUAAACGGUGUUUCCGUGUGCUGCUCUGGUUCGCCAGAAGCAGCUUAGUCCUGCUGGCCAUAUGACCCGGAAGCUGUACGCUGGCUCCCUCAGCCAAUAAAGUGAGAUGAGCACUGCAACCCCAGAGUCGUCCGCGACUGGACCUAAUGGUCAGGGGUCCCUUUACCUUUGCCUUUAAUGCACACAGGUAUAGUCUGCUAAGAACUUAAAAGUUUUGUUGUUGAUCAUCGCAAGCCACUCUGGGAACCUGUUUUGGCUGAAGGGCAAAUACUUCAGUUUUUAAUACUUAAAAUAAGGCUUCCCUAUCCUGGUGCUGUCCAGAUGUUGUUUGACUAUCACAGAAUUAUAGAAUUAUGGAAUUGAAAGGGACCUUGAGGAUCAUCUAGCUCAGGCAUAGGGAAACUCCAGCCCUCCAGAUGUUUGGACUACAAUUCCCAUAAUCCCUGACCACUGGUCCUGUUAGCUAGGGAUGAUGGGAACUGUAGUCCCAAACAUCUGGAGGGCCAGAGUUUGCCUAUGCCUGAAUUCUAGUCCAACCCCCUGCAAUGCAGGAAUCUCAGCUAAAGCAUCCAUGACAGAUGUCCAUCCAGCCUCUUAAAAACCUCUAAGGAAGGAGAAUCUUAUCACCUCCCGAAGGAGACCAUUCCACUAUCAAACAGCUCUUACUGUCAGAAUGUUUUUCCUGAUGUAUAGUUGAAAUCUCCUUUCUUGUAACUUGAAUCCAUUGGGCUCAGGUGCUUUCUUCCAGAUCAGGAGAAUACAAGCCCUAUAAUUCCUUACUCUUUAGCCAUGCUUGCUAGGGAUGAUGGGAGUUUAAGGUUCUAGCCAGGGGUGGAGAUCCUCAAGGCCAGAGACUGAGUGUGGCCCUCCAUGCCUCUAUCUGGCCCUUGAAAUUCUCCCCAGGCCACACCCCUUCAUUGGCCCUGGACAGGUAGACGUAACCCAAUUCUUGUUCCCAUUGUGUACAGACUCAGGGCUUGGGAACAGCUCUGAAGAUCCUGUUUUCUGAAAGCCUGAUAGAAAACAUGCCGGAGAAAGGACCCUCGCCCAAAUUCCAUCUAACGAGGCAGGAAAUUGUGUCCCUCUUCAACGCCUUUGGAAGGUGAGUGUGAGGUUUCGUGUCUGGAAACCUGCAGCUUCAACAUAGUUUUGUGCAUGCAAAAACCGGAGACCCCAAUUUGCUUGGAAUUUUAUGCAAGGUUAUAUACGGGAACUUGUAUCCGCUCAGGCUGUGUAUUCAUCCCUUGGAUGGGCUCUGCCUGCGCUGUUACAGGCAUAUUACCAUACUUUUCCGUUUAUAAGACGCCCCCUAUUUUGGGACUCAAAAUUAAGAAAAUGGGGGGAGAUUGCCCAGAGUUGUUGAGAUUUGGGGGGGGGAGGGUGCCAAAAAACGCUCACGCGAUGCAGAAGCCUCCAAUCAUAUUUUCGCUCGCCGCCUCGUCUUAUACACGGAAAAGUAUGGUAAUCUGCAAACAUAGGACUAGAAACAUGCUCGUUUAUUUUCAAAAAAGAAAAGCAAGCUGCGAUGCUCAGGGAGCCGAGUUCAUUCUGGGGUUGUUGUUUUUUUGUGCCUCUGGGGAACUGCAGGGUGCAGACGGCUCUGCCUUUGGCUGUGUUUUGAGUCCAAAAGCUACCGUAUUUUUCACUCUAUAGGACGCACUUUUUCCCCUCCAAAAAUGAAGGGGAAAUGUGUGUGCGUCCUAUGGGGCGAAUGCAGGCUUUCGCUAAAGCCUGGAGAGCGAGGGGGGUUGGUGCGCACCCACCCCUCUCGCUCUCCAGGCUUCAGGAAGCUAUCCGCAAGCCGUGGGAGAGCUGCGCACAGUCGCGCAGCUCUCCCACGGCUUGUGGAGAGCUGCCUGCACCCCGAAGCCUGGGGGGCGCUGAGCUCAGCGCGCCCCCAGGCUUCGGGCUUCGCGCAGCUCUCCCACGGCUUGUGGAGAGCUGCCUGUUCUGGGGGCUGGGGUCGGGGGAAGCUCGGGCUUCCCCAGCCCCACGCCUGGGGGGAAAAUUCCCCCCCUUUAUUUCCCCCCCCCCCCCCCAAAAAAACUAGGUGCGUCCUAUCCUAUGGGCCGGUGCGCCCUAUGUGCCGAAAAAUGCAGUACCUAAGAUCACGCUCUUUCCCUCUUGUGUCUCCCAAUUCAGGAUUUCAACAAGUAUUAAGGAACUGGAAAACUUCAGGAACCUGCUGAGACCUCUCCACUGAAGCCGUUUCCUGAUAAAGACUGGCACUCCUGUUCUCCGCUGAUGGUUGCUGCAUCGUGGCCAGGCUAGCCCCCCAACCCCACCCCGAUCUUGGCAAGAAGGGGGAGUGUGGGACUGUAAACCAGCAACCUUGCUUCCCCAGCUUGCGAGUUUUAUACUGGCCACAACUCCCGAUGCAAGACUUAAUCUUCCAGGGCUUCCUGGUCCUGUCGUCUUUGUGAUCUGCCAUGCAGCGUCUUACGUGACCGAAUCUCUCUCAAUGGUGGAAGGCAAAACUCACCUCGGUUAAGUAAUCCUCAGCCUGCAGUUUUCAUUUAAGGAUCUAUGAAGUGCCUUUCUGGAUCAGGCCCAAGCCCAGAGGUUCUUUGCAAGGAUCCCAGUACGGUGCCACCUCUGUUUUAGGGGGUGCAAUGGAGAUACCGCUUCUGUGGGAAACCCUUGCUUUUGAACCAUUUCAUUUUAAUUAGAUGAGAGAACUGGCAGCUGCCCUUUAAAAAGACCCCCCCCCUCCAAAUAAAUGCAGUUAAACCCAAACACAAGUUAGCUCUAAAGCAGUGGGUAGCACUCCUCUUUGGGAGUUUUGGACUAGAAUUCCCACCCAGUGGCGUAUCGUGGAGAGGGUGGUGGUCCACAGGGGGGGUUGCCCUGGGAGCUAAAUUUCAGCACUCGGUUCCAUCACCGCUCCGUUGAAAAUGGCUUGUCCAUGCAAACCAGGAACUGGUGAUGCACACUGUUAGGAAGUUGAACGCGCAUGCAUAUUCAAUCCAUUUCCCUGCCUCUGCGCAGCCCCGGGCACCGGCAACCCACGCUAGGCCACCGCUCCCACCAUCCUACCUAACCAUUCACCGCACUGCCAGGAACUGGGAGUCCAAAACAGCCGGGAGGGGGCACCAUGUUAACCAUCCCUUGCUCUACAGUGCUGUAUGGCACAGUCCUCAGGGAGGUACGGUAUACGAAGCACACUCCCCAGGGAGAUAUCUCCAUCUGAGCACACCUGGAUACAGGCCAGAUCUGGGCUAGGCAGAAAUUUGCUCUGCUGCCCCAGGGAUCUUCUGCUGGGUCAAAGAUCUUCUCCCCUAUUCUUUUGGGAAAUCCUUACAAGAGCUCUGUAGUGUACCCUGGUCAUAGGCCUGUGCUUCGGGUAAGCUGAUAAUCCGCAGUUGCAGACUGCCCUUAGAGCACAGUGUAAAGGUAAAGGUAAAGGGACCCCUGACCAUUAGGUCCAGUCGUGGCCGACUCUGGGGUUGUGGCGCUCAUCUCGCUUUAUUGGCCGAGUGAGCCGGCGUACAGCUUCCGGGUCAUGUGGCCAGCAUGACUAAGCCGCUUCUGGCGAACCAGAGCAGCACACGGAAACGCCGUUUACCUUCCCGCCGGAGCGGUACCUGUUUAUCUACUUGCACUUUGACGUGCUUUUGAAGUGCUAGGUUGGCAAGAGCAGGGACCGAGCAACAGGAGCUCACCCCGUCGCGGGGAUUCAAACCGCCGAUCUUCUGAUCGGCAAGUCCUAGGCUCUGUGGUUUAACCCACAGCGCCACCCGCGUCCCUAGCUGCUAUUAAAAGGCAAAAUUAUGUUGGAUGUGACUUGAUAUCUUUUUCUAAGAGAAGGGUGACCUCCCAUCAAUCUUCAUGGAGGUUAGAGUAACAUUCUCCUCUUGUAACUCAUGGGCACCCAAGGAAGCUGCAAGUUGGAAGAGUUAGGGUAGAUAAAAGAAAGUGCCUCUUUGCACAGCACAUAGUUAAGCCUGGAGAACUCGUUUGCAUAGGAAGAAGCAAUGACCACCAGCCUAGAGGGCUUUAAAUGAGGAUUACCGUAUGCUCCGGCGUACAAGAUAAUAAUAAUAAUAAUAAUUUAUUAUUUAUACCCCGCCCAUCUGGCUGGGCUUCCCCAGCCACUCUGGGCGGCUUCCAAAGAAAAUAUUAAAAUACUGUAAUACAUCAAACAUUAAAAACUUCCCUAAACAGGGCUGCCUUCAGAUGUCUUCUAAAUGUCAGGUAGCUGUUUAUCUCUUUGACAUCUGGUGGGAGGGCGUUCCACAGGGUGGGCGCCACUACCGAGAAGGCCCUCUGCCUGGUUCCCCGUAACUUGGCUUCUCGCAGCGAGGGAACCGCCAGAAGGCCCUUGGCACUGGACCUCAGUGUCCAGGCAGAAUGAUGGGGGUGGAGACACUCCUUCAGGUAUACUGGAUGAAUUUUUAUUCCUAGAAAAUCACCCCAAAAGUUGGGGGUUGUCUUAUACGCCGGGUAUACACUUUGGGAUGAAGAAGAGGGAGCUGGUGAGCAGAGGCGCCCCUUGUGCCGUCGCUACUCCUCCCUCCCCCAGAAGGGGACGCGGAAAGACCUUCCGAGUGCAGUGCUCACCCGCCCGCCCAACACCUCGCCUCGGGCUGCUGCUGUGACGGCAGAGGCAGCGGAGGGGUGUGCGCUUUGUCCCUGGCUGGCGCUCAAACUCUAUAAUUGAACAGCAAAAGUUGAGGGUUGUCUUAUACGCCUAGUCGCCUAAUACGCCGGAAUCUACGGUAGGCAAGUUUAUGGAGGAGAAGGCUACCAAUGGUUACUAUCCGACCAACAAAGGCUUCCCCUUCGGGCAUCUGAUUGGCCACUGCGUGAACAGGAUGACGGGCCAUUGGUCUGAUCCAGGAAGGUGGUUCUUAGUAUUUUUGGUCCCAGCACUGAACCUGAACUGUCCAAGUGCCCUGUUGGGUUUCCUCCGCCCAACCCUUCUCUCGCUGAAGAAGGGUUUGGAUUUGAUACCCUGCCUUUCACUCCCCUUAAGGAGUCUCAAAGCGGCUAACAUUCUCCUUUCCCUUCCUCCCCCACAACACACACUCUGUGAGGCGAGUGGGGCUGAGAGACUUCAGAGAAGUGUGACUGGCCCAAGGUCACCCAGCAGCUGCAUGUGGAGGAGCGGGGAAGCGAACCUGGUUCCCCAGAUUACGAGUCUACCGCUCUUAACCACUACACCACACUGGCUCUCUGCUUAAUGUUACCUCAUUUGACAAAACGCUUCGCACUCUGGAACUGCUACGCUGGUCUCAGGAAAAAGAGAGAGGCUCCCGAAUGAUUUUUUACUGUGAAUGUUAGCAGAGAAGGGCAACACCCGCCCCCAAAUUUCUGUCCACUUCUCCUGAGAAAGCAGAAAGGAAUUCCGAGCAAUGAUUUGUGCAACUGUACUCGAUGUGCUGUGACCUGUAGGGGGAAGUGAUGUGGAAAGGACUCAGGUUUGUAAAAAAACCCACAAAUGUGCAUGAAUACAGAAGUGGGACAUACAGACCUG
This is a messenger RNA of Podarcis lilfordi (Lilford's wall lizard), 39146 nucleotides long. Lineage: Eukaryota; Metazoa; Chordata; Lepidosauria; Squamata; Lacertidae. The record is from the annotation of a GenBank genome assembly.